CGAGCUACUGAAUAUACACUCAAACUUCUCCCCGCGAGCCAGUAGCCAUACUAAACCUCAACUGUGCUUCGCUUCACAUAGGUGCAUAGGUUUACCAUUGACUCUCGCAAAAUGCGACCGACCCUACGAGCUCUUGCCAGCUACCUGGAGCCUGGAACUCCCACCGGACUCACGGGACUAUGGACUCAUAAGACACCCCGGUCGACACUGUUAUACCUGUAUAGCACAACGCUGAACAGGCUGCAAUCCAUACCCGAAACAUCCCUAUAUCGCCAAUCUGUCGAAGCGACAACUAAGCAUCGGAUGAGCCUAGUGGAAAAGUUCACUCCUCCCGGAUACGAAGAGUGGGCUGCGAAGGCCAAGGAGCUCAUGCGAAAGAACCCCCAUCAAUUUGAGGAUGCGAGCGAUCGAAUUGACGGCAGUGGAGCCAGGACUUUCAAGUUUGGCAAUCGCAUUUUCGUUGUCGGAAAUGAACACGAGGCUGGAGAUGUUCGGCUAGAAGAGUGGAAUGGCGAGAGCGAAUUGGGCAGAAAUGACGAGAUCAUCGAGCCCGCUGUAGAGCACUUCAAUGACGAAAAGCUUGAGUGGGAAGACGAGCCCCAGCUUACGGCUGACCAGGUCAAAGAGCUUGAGCAACAGCUUGGAGCCGGUCUUAUUGAAGAAGUCAUCGAGGUGGCGGAAGGCGAGUUACAGUUGAUUGAAACCAUGGAAAAGGCCCAGGUCUGGGACAAUUUGGAGGAACAGCCAGUGCAAGGGCAAUGGACAUAUUUUGAAAGGCACUCAUCAUAAGAUUAAAAGCUAUAGUUUACUAUAGUUCUUAAUAAAUUAGAAUUGUAAUAUUAUAAAAUCAUUUACAAACUGCGAGUGAACAGC
Molecule: messenger RNA, 873 nt
Organism: Trichoderma asperellum CBS 433.97
Lineage: Eukaryota; Fungi; Ascomycota; Sordariomycetes; Hypocreales; Hypocreaceae
Biological process (GO): respiratory electron transport chain
Source: RefSeq, a predicted model, not a curated record